AUUUUAACUCAAGCGUCAUUGUCAUAUGUUUUUACAUUUCCGUUUUUCUAUUUAAUUGAAAAGUAUAUAUAAUUGAAAUUAUCCGAAUUUAGCGAAUGGAUAUUGACUGGGACUUGAACGACGAAGAGGAGUGUAUGAACGACUAUUCUGAUGACGAGGUGGAAUAUUACGAUGAGGCAGACGAUUAUGAGAAGGAAGACACGGCAGAGGGUGUUCCUCGACUGCACUGCAGCUUGUGCGAUUGCACCAUGUCCGACACCGCCGCGCUCAUCGCCCAUGUCCUCAGCGCGAGCCACAACAGGCGGCUCCAGAGAGAGAGCGCUUCUUCCAAGAGCAUGCUCCUUAGGAAGCUGCUCAAGAAGAAGAGUAGUCAUAUCGGCAAGAAGUCGACCUGGAAGAGCAAGGAGACAGUCCUCACCAAACGGAUGAAGUAUCUGAACCCACUGAAAGAGAUCGAAGAAGGGGAGAUCGUAGAAAAUGGCGAGGAUCAUGACAGUGAUGAUGAUGAUGAUGAUGACGACGAUGAUAGUGAUAGUGAAGUGGUAAAAAAGUCAAGUGAAGUCAAAAAAGUACCUGAACUACUAAAACCAGUCGGGAAGGAUAGCAAGCCAUCGGUUCCUGCCGUACCCACGAGCAAGAUAGACCUUCGGAAUAAACUGAAUGAGAUGAAGGAAAAACAGAACGAAGAAAGGAAAGCAGAAAAACGAAAAAAGAAAAAUAUUCGGACAAGGGAAGCAAAGAAGAGGAAUAAGAAGAUAGCGAAAGAGGACAAGAAGAGGAUUGAAGACGCAUUGGAAGCUCUAGAAGAGGAAGAUGAGAACAUAGCUUUCAUGAAGCACACCAUGGGCUUCAGCAAGUUCCAGUCGACCAAGCGAAGUUAUUUCUGAAGGGAUCGAGAGUAGUGAAGCUAUUUUAGAUGUCAUUAAUGGAUUCACCAAGACGCCAUAAACAGUCAGCAUAUCUUUUAUUUAAUGAAUUUGGGUGGAGAAAUAUACGUGAACUUUUAGCUCUUAA
Nezara viridula (southern green stink bug) is the source of this 1014-nucleotide messenger RNA. Lineage: Eukaryota; Metazoa; Arthropoda; Insecta; Hemiptera; Pentatomidae. The record is from the annotation of a GenBank genome assembly.